Messenger RNA from Salarias fasciatus (jewelled blenny), 1766 nucleotides. It is a transcript of the gene calhm1b, whose product is annotated as calcium homeostasis modulator 1b. Bases 158 to 1213 code for a protein of 351 amino acids. The transcript is spliced from 3 exons. Gene Ontology annotation, cellular component: plasma membrane. Gene Ontology annotation, molecular function: monoatomic cation channel activity. Lineage: Eukaryota; Metazoa; Chordata; Actinopteri; Blenniiformes; Blenniidae. The record is from RefSeq and is a predicted model, not a curated record.
UCAAAGCUACAAUGUUUACCAAGCGUAAAGAAAACUACAAGUUAUCUAUUAUGGACACUGACGCUGUGUGAUUUUAAAGUUUUCCUCCUCUCUCAAGCUCCAGAAUAAAAAGAUUUAUCUGCAUUGAAUCCAGAGCUUUUCCAUAAAGCCUUUCAAGAUGGAUAAGUUUCGUAUGAUGUUCCAGUUCCUCCAGUCCAACCAGGAGUCUUUCAUGAACGGGAUCUGUGGCAUCAUGGCGCUCGCCAGUGCCCAGAUGUACUCCGCCUUCGAGUUCAGCUGCCCCUGCAUGCCGGAAUACAACUACACCUAUGGGAUCGGACUGCUCUUCAUCCCUCCGAUCUGGUUCUUCCUGUUGGGUUUUGUUUUGAACAACAACGUGUCGGUGCUGGCGGAGGAGUGGAGGAGGCCGACCGGGAGGAGGACGAAGGAUCCCACCAUCCUGCGCUACAUGUUCUGCUCCAUCACCCAGAGGUCCCUGAUCGCCCCUGCGGUGUGGGUGUCCGUCACGCUCAUGGACGGAAAGAGCUUCCUGUGCGCUUUCAGCGUUGACUUGGAUCUGGACAGGUUUGGGAACUACAGCAUUCUUAGAGGGAUGUCGGAGGCGGAGAAGAUAAAAGUUCUGGCAAAGAUUCCCUGCAAAGAUCUGUUCGAGCAUCAGGAAGUACGAGUGGCAGCAUCCCGAUACAUCAAGUGCAUCUCACAGGCUUGUGGAUGGAUGUUUCUGCUCAUGAUGACCUUCACUGCCUUUCUGAUCCGCGCCAUCCGGCCUUGCUUCACCCAGGCCGCCUUCCUGAAAACCAAGUACUGGUCCCAUUACAUCGACAUCGAGCGCAAGAUGUUCGACGAGACCUGCAAGGAGCACGCCAAGAGCUUUGCCAAAGUCUGCAUCCACCAGUACUUUGAGAACAUCAGCGGGGAGAUGCAGAACCUGCACCGCCAUCGCAGGAGCGACAGCGACGACGAGGACGACGAAGACAAAAAGCGGAGCGACGAGGAGAAGCUGCUGGGCAUCAGGGCCCAGGAUGACAUGAACAAGGUGUUGUGGAACUGGCACACCUGUAAGCCAGCUUUAGCUCUGAGAAAGGACCUCAUGGAUCAGCAGAACAAUGGCAAACUGAAUGGAAACAUCAAUGGAAUGGCCAACGGGUUUGUGAAGGGACACACCCAUGAUGUGGAGAAAAAGGAAUGGGCUGUGUAUUACAGCAAGGUCUGAGCAGUCCAGAGGACCAAAUGAAAUCCUGCUGUUGGAUUUUUCUGGCAGUCAGACUGUAUUCCCAAGAUACAGACAGAAUUUGUUAGUAAUGUCUUCUGGAAUUUGGAAUGAUCACCAUGCGUCAUUAUGCUGAGUUUAAUCUGGUGUUUGUGAGUGAGAUAGUUUGACUGAUGAUAGUUUACAGAUAUUUACAAUACUUGAACAUUAUUCCGAUAAAAGAGAAAUAACAGAUUCAUUUGUUUCACAUGCAGAUCAUUAUAAUCUAAUAGGCGUGGUGACAAACCAGUUGUUUUUACUUCUUCCUCAGAGUGUUUAACCUCAUUCAUCAGGAUUCAUUGCUGUAAAACUCCUCUGCCGUUGCUCUUUAAGCUGACAAAGACAAACCCUGACGUCUGUAAGUUCUCGGCUGCUCAUAAGAACAGCUUGUAUCGGACUGAUAGUAAAAUGAUGUUACGGCGCACUAGAGGGUUCUCGUCAAUAGCUGCACUACCGGAUGUUUGAGUUGCACUCAAGUGCAGAGAUGUUCUAAAUAUUCCCUCACUGAAAGCGAGAA